Messenger RNA from Homarus americanus (American lobster), 2712 nucleotides. Its product is annotated as ficolin-1-like. The record is from RefSeq and is a predicted model, not a curated record. The coding region runs from base 210 to 1157 and encodes 315 amino acids. The transcript has 8 exons. Lineage: Eukaryota; Metazoa; Arthropoda; Malacostraca; Decapoda; Nephropidae.
ACAACAGAGCCACCUCCAAUCCUAGCAUCAACACAACCUCCCAGGACAACCCAGAAACAACAGUGCCACCUCCACAUCCUAGCAUCAACACAACCUCCCAGGACAACCCGGAAACAACAGGGCCACCUCGAAACACCUAUUCUACACCACAGUUGCUUGAGGACCGUAGAUACAAAACACUACUGGAGGCGGUGGAAGAGACACAAACAAUGAUGGUGAACCAGACAAGACUGAUAGAGAACCUUGUGGACGCUUCUGCUGACCGAGAUAGCCGUGAUAAGCAGACUAUAGGACAGUGCUUGGGUGAUGUAAAAACGUUGUACACUCAGCUCCAGGAGGGUGAGACGCUACUGCGGGUCCUUCAGGAGGAGUACAAUACUACUAGUGAGGAACGUGAGCGGUUGGCAGAGCACAACUCCAGGCUGAAGGAGAAGAACCGCCAAAUAGAAGCAGCACUGAAUGACACUAUCAAGAGGACGAGGACGAGUGGUGCCGCAGAUUGCCAGGACGUGCUGACCAUGGGCUUUACCAAGAGUGACGUGUAUACUAUCUACCCAAGACCGCCAGGGACGAACGUGACGGUGUACUGUGACCAAGAGACAGAUAGAGGUGGGUGGACAGUGUUCCUCACCCGAGACAGCAGCCUCACUCCUCACCUCGCCUUCAAUAGGAGCUGGCAAGAGUAUGCGCAGGGCUUCGGGGACCUGACGGGCGACCACUGGCUGGGCAACAAGGCACUACACUUCAUCACGGGAGGCAGUGACUACAUCAUGCGGAUCGAUGUGAAGAAUACUGACGGUGAGGAGGCGUUCGCUGAGUGGGGCUCUUUCUCUGUCAGCAGCGAGGAGGAGAAGUACAGACUCAAUGUUCGCAUGUACAACCCCAACAGCACCCUGGACGAUGUCUUCGCUUACUCCAACUUCAUGUUUUUCUCAACACACGACCAAGACAACGAUCCUAAACCGCAAGGAAGCUGUUCUAAUGAGAUUGGGGGAGGAGGUGGGUGGUGGUGGAAAAGCUGCAGCUAUAUCUACCCGACAAGGCCCUUCUCCGAGUUAGGUGACUCCUUUGAUGGGCCAUCCACCUGCUGUUGGCUAGAAGAUCAUGAGUAUACACCCCUUGCAUACAUACAACUCAAGAUACGACCCUGGAUGUGAGGAGCUUCCUGCCCAUGUAGGGUGACCAGCAGAUUCUCUCGAAGAACACCUUGAGUCUUCUGAUAACGCAUUGUUUUAUGAUAUCCCUUAAGUACGACGAAUUAACCAUGUUAGUGUGCGGGUCGGGUCGUAUUGCGUCUCUGUAACAAAGCGUGUUUGGCAAUCGGGCCUUCGUUGUUGCGCGGCAGAAAUUGGACAGUGAUUACAUAAGAUUGUCUUAGUGUUGUGAACAGGGCCGCCGCUUCCAUUAGGCGAGGUUAGCAAAUGCUAAGGGCGCCACAGAUGCUAAGGGUGCCAACAGAUAGUGUCACCACCACAGCUCCAUUCCUGACAGCCAACAGAUACAGUGUCACCACCACAGCUCCAGUUGUAACUUUUUAACCAUGUUAAUGUCUCUUGUCUCUUAUUUCAUAAAAUAAGUGCAGGUGACAAAUUUUAUAAGAAAAUAUUGUAAAUUGUUUAAAACCAAACAAAUAAAAAAUUGCUUUACUGAAGACAGUAAAAUCUAUUUUGGAUAGAAGUAAGGCCAAUAUGUCUCGAUGUUUAUCGAAUUAUGGAACAUUAAUUACUACUAAAUCAGGCUGGCUAUUGUCACCACUGCAUAUUAUCAGGGCUCUUGUGAUUCAUCAUCGUACAGGGUAUUCUGCCCAGUACUCAUGUUAGUGACUUCUGUUCCCACAGAUCACAUUUGUGGACUUCAUAAUGUAUGAGCUGCUGGAUCAACACUUGCAGCUGAGUGAUAUCUGCCUCAAGGAUGCCAAGAACCUUAAGGAAUUCCAAAAGCGAGUGGAGGAGCUGGAGCCGAUCAAGAAGUACAUGUCUUCACCCAGGUUCAUGAAGGCUCCAUUAUACAAUAAGAUGGCCAAGUUUGGAGCUAAUUAACUACUGUAUGAAUUGUGUAGUCAUGUGAACCUUGAAUACUGUGAUGAAGUCUAUAAACAUAAGAUAUAGUAUGGAAGAGGCAUUAUUAUGUCCUGAGUUAGAAAAUGCCUCGGCAUUACAAGUAUUAUACUUGAAAGAAAUGUGUGCCAUUGAUUGUCAUGAAUUCACUUAGUAAAUGGUCAUAUGGGAAACAAAGUAUUCAUGGUCUUCCAUUUCUCCAAAUUGUUCUUUACUUGCCAUUUAAUGAAUAUGUAUUUGCUUAUUCACUGUUAGUGGAUCUUGUUUAAUGUAUAGAUCGGUUGGAGAAUAUUUUGAGUAUGAAGUUAUUAUACUAAGUAUUGUACUGUACUGUAUUGUGUAACUGAUGGUAGUACAGUACAGCAGAGCCAAUCAAAAAAGCAUUGAUAAGUAGUGUUUGAGAGUUAUUAUAUGAAGUACAUUGCUCAUGGUUAAUUUAGUGAAGUAAGCUAUAGUGUACAAUAACUGGUAUAGUACUGUAGUUUUAAGCAGUCUUUUGUUUCAUGGUUCUUAUCUGAUUAGCAAUUAGCUUAUAUAUUUUAUACCGUGUAACCUGAUCAUAUCAUAUUGUACUGGAGAAGAAAGAUAACUUAGUUUGGUUCAUGUGAACACUGAAUGGUUUAGUAAAUAUAGAUUAAUAAAUUUUCUAGACUAA